This is a messenger RNA of Mytilinidion resinicola, 1992 nucleotides long. RefSeq names its product WD40 repeat-like protein. Bases 276 to 1649 code for a protein of 457 amino acids. Lineage: Eukaryota; Fungi; Ascomycota; Dothideomycetes; Mytilinidiales; Mytilinidiaceae. The transcript is spliced from 3 exons. Gene Ontology annotation, biological process: mRNA splicing, via spliceosome. Gene Ontology annotation, cellular component: catalytic step 2 spliceosome. The record is from RefSeq and is a predicted model, not a curated record. Gene Ontology annotation, molecular function: mRNA binding; protein binding.
GCAAGAGUAGAAAGCUUAUCUUUGUACCGUCCAGUUUGACAAGAGGAAUCCCAAACCCUCACCAUGCCCGGAUUAAAGUAUGGCCGAUACAUAGAGUUUCACCGAGCUGUGUCAUUUUUCUGACCUGCACUUCACAACUCUACCACCUAACGAUCUUUCAACCUUACCAGAGGCUAGACUACCGGCAGCCGUCCCGCUUGUGUCUGAACAGGAACAGGGCGGUUUAACCACAGCCACUCCCCGCGUAACAGACCUCAUCCUUCCAACCUUCCAGCAUGAAUACUUCAACGAAGGGACGCGUGCCAACUGGCUACGCCGAAGAAACAUUCCUGAGCGAAGCUACCUUCCGUGCUGCCCACCGAUCCAUCGAAAUCAACCCCUCUUCAAACCCUAAGAAGCGAAAGCGUGAAGGGAAAGGCGACCCGGGCUCGGUCUUUGGCGCGUCCGCAUACAAGGGUCCAUGGGCAAAAUUUGAGCAGGAGAAGCCAGAUGCGGCCUCGGACGAGGAAUAUGGAGAAGAUGAAGAGGUGGAGGUCGUCUAUGAGGAAGAUGAGAUCGAGGAGCAGCCCGAGGCGCCAGCAUCGAAGCUGGGCACCGCGUACGGCGAUGCUUUGGGCGAGAAGGAGACGAGCGAGUUUGUGGGGAGCCAGCAGUAUGAUUAUCAAGGACGGACAUAUAUGCAUGUUCCCACGGACUUGGAUAUCAACUUGCGAGGCGACCGAGAAGGCAUCAAGAACUUCAUACCGAAGAAACUGCUACACAACUUCAAAUACCACACCAAGUCUAUCACACAGCUGCGGUUCUUCCCAGACAGCGGGCAUCUCCUGUUGUCUGCCUCUGCGGAUAACAAGAUCGCUUUAUGGGACGUCUACCACGAUCGUGAGCUGUUAAGGACGUUCUCCGGCCAUACGAAGUCUGUCAACGACAUUGAUUUCAACCCUUCUGGAACGCAAUUCCUGUCGGCUAGUUAUGAUCGAUACAUGAAGCUUUGGGAUACCGAGACGGGCAAAUGUCUGAACAAGUUUACGUCUGGGAAGACACCACAUGUUGUGCGAUUCAACCCUAGUAUGCCUAAUGAGUUCCUGGCUGGUAUGAGCGACAAGAAGAUCCUUCAGUAUGACGUUCGGAGUGGAGAUCUGGUUCAGGAAUAUGAUCAUCACUUGGGUCCUGUCAAUACUAUUACCUUCUGCGACGAGGACCGUCGAUUCAUCACAACAUCCGAUGACAAGUCUCUGCGGGCUUGGGAAUAUGGUAUUCCGGUUCCUAUCAAGUUCAUCGCCGAGCCAUACAUGUACAGUAUGGUGCGAAGUGCCACGCAUCCGUCUGGCAAAUACGCUGCAUUUCAAAGCUCCGAUAACCAGAUCGUGGUCUACGCCGCCUCAGACCGUUUUAGGCAGAACCGCAAGAAGAGCUUCCGGGGUCACAAUGUUUCCGGCUAUGCGCCUGAUGUUGCAAUCAGUCCCGAUGGCCAAUUCGUCGCUAGCGGUGACAGUGGAGGAUACGUCUGCUUCUGGGACUGGAAGACGUGUAAGAUGUGGCAUAAAAUCCAGGCGAGCGAUGCGCCGCUUCUGGCAGUGCAAUGGCAUCCACGAGAGACGUCGAAGGUGAUCACAGGUGAUCUCAACGGGGCUAUCAAGUACUGGGAUUAAGCGAUGACAAAGGUCUGGAGGUUAGAUCAGUACCAGGACAAUAGUCUGCGUAUACCGAUCUACCAUUGCGGAGGUGCUUCAAAUAUCAAAUAAAGAGAGGCACUACGCCUAAUUAGGCAUAUUACAGAGGUCAGUGAAUGUCUGGACUCGUGCUUCCCGAGGUGUCGCCUACCAGUUAAAAGUGUUCGCUCAAAUGAGGCGACUAAAUUCAAGGGUUCUAGUCAUCUUUAUCUGUUGACUGGAAAGACGUGGCGCAGCCUUAAGUUCAGCCCAAAGUGAGGCGGAGCAGGCGUCAUUGUACCAAGUAGCAUAUACAUAUAAAUAUCUACGCUUCUUGCUCCUC